Zygotorulaspora mrakii is the source of this 1845-nucleotide messenger RNA. RefSeq names its product uridine permease (gene FUI1). The transcript has a single exon. Lineage: Eukaryota; Fungi; Ascomycota; Saccharomycetes; Saccharomycetales; Saccharomycetaceae. Bases 1 to 1845 code for a protein of 614 amino acids. Gene Ontology annotation, molecular function: nucleobase transmembrane transporter activity. Gene Ontology annotation, biological process: nucleobase transport; transmembrane transport. Gene Ontology annotation, cellular component: plasma membrane. The record is from RefSeq and is a predicted model, not a curated record.
AUGUCAAUUACGUCGUCGUCCCUGAGGCGGACAAACGGUUCAAGCGACGAAUAUACCGGUGAAAAGUUUCCAAGCGCAGCAAAAGCGCAAGUGGUCGGUGUCAGUAGCGAAACUAAUUCGAAUGAUGACAAUGACAGCGUCUGUAGCGACGUAUCGAAAAAGGGUAAGGUCAAGACUGCUUGGGAUAAAAUCAUCGAUCUCAUUGAAGUUAAGCAUCCUGAUGGUGAAGGAAGGGUCGCAUCCAAAAGUGUGUUAGAAUCAUUUGUCUAUAAUGGUGAAUUAACACCAGUGGAAGCAAAGAGGAGACAAUGGAGCUGGAAGCAAUAUGUUUUCUUCUGGAUUUCUGGUACUUUCAACGUUAACACCUGGCAGAUCUCUGCUACAGGUCUGCAGUUGGGGUUGAAUUGGUGGCAAACUUGGAUCUGUAUUUGGGUUGGUUACUUGUGUGUUGCCGUGUUCAUUGUGUUGGCAUCUCGUGUUGGUAACAUGUACCAUUUAUCAUUUCCUAGUUCGUGUCGUGUCGCAUUUGGUACAUAUUUCUCUGUUUGGGUUGUGUUGAAUAGAGUGGUCAUGGCGUGCGUCUGGUACUCGACACAGGCGUAUUUGGGUGGUAUAUGUUUACAAUUGUGUUUCAGGUCAAUCUUUGGUAAUAAUCUGAAUCAAAGAAUGGGUGAUACCAUUCCAAGUGAAAACUUGACUAAUUUUGAAUUGAUGUGCUUCAUCUUGUUUUGGGCAGUUUCUUUACCUUUCUUAUGGUUCCCUCCACACUCGCUUCGUUAUCUUUUUGCUGCCAAGUCCUUUAUCACGCCAAUUGGUGCUUUUGCAUUUUUAAUUUGGUGUGUCAGGAAAUGCAACGGCACUUUAUCAAUGAGUGCAUUGAAUGAUAACUCUGGGAUGAAUCAAGCUGCAACGGCGUGGGCUGUUAUUAGAUCGAUUAUGAGUUCUAUGGACAAUUUUUCAACUUUGGUCUUGAACGCACCUGAUUUUUCACGUUUCGGUAAGACCCCAAGAUCUUCCAUGCUGUCUCAAUUCAUUGUUAUACCUGUCUGCUUUGCCGUCAUUUCCUUAUUGGGUAUUAUCUGUGUUUCCGCUGCUUAUACGUUGUAUGGCAUCAACUACUGGAGCCCUCUAGAUAUAUUGUCUCGUUUCUUGGGCGGAUUCUCCAAGGGUGAUCGUGCUGGUGUGUUCCUUAUUGCCUUCUCAUUUGCCUUUGAUCAAUUGGGUGCCAAUUUAUCAAAUAAUGCAAUUCCCGCAGGUACUGAUAUGACGGCAAUUUUACCAAAAUUCAUCAAUAUUAGACGUGGUGCUUUUAUUUGUGCCUGCAUUUCUUUGGCUAUCUGCCCAUGGAAUUUACUAGCAUCCUCAUCAAAAUUCACUACUGCAUUGAGCGCUUAUGCGGUCUUUUUAUCUGCCAUUGCCGGUGUUAUCUUUGCUGAUUACUACAUUGUUCGUAAAGGCUACGUUAACAUUUAUCACUGCUAUUCAAAUUUACCCGGGACAUUUUACAUGUACAAUAGAUAUGGUACAAACUGGAGAGCUGUUGUUUCCUAUGUUAUUGGUAUUGUACCAAACUUUCCCGGAUUUUUAGGUUCGGUUGGUCUCAGCGUCCCAAUUGGAGCUAUGCGAGUUUAUUAUCUCAACUAUUUUGUCGGCUAUUUGAUCUCGGCUAUAACCUAUGUCACCCUAGUUUAUUUCUUCCCCGUGAAUGGUAUUCCCGGUAAUCCAAAAAUUACCGAUAAGGUAUGGCUAGAAGAAUGGGUAGAAGUGGAGGACUUUGCUUAUGAAAGAGAACAAUUUGAGAAAAAUUUCAAUUCUCUUUCUUAUCAAGAACCGAAAUUUGCUUAG